Messenger RNA from Diplodia corticola, 1107 nucleotides. RefSeq lists its product as uncharacterized. The record is from RefSeq and is a predicted model, not a curated record. The coding region runs from base 1 to 1107 and encodes 368 amino acids. Gene Ontology annotation, cellular component: cytoplasm. Gene Ontology annotation, molecular function: rRNA (uridine-N3-)-methyltransferase activity. Gene Ontology annotation, biological process: rRNA base methylation. Lineage: Eukaryota; Fungi; Ascomycota; Dothideomycetes; Botryosphaeriales; Botryosphaeriaceae. The transcript is spliced from 2 exons.
AUGGCCCGCACAAAAAAGAAGCCGUGGCUCGAAAAGGGCCGCGCGAACCGCGCCGCAGCGAAAGCGCAAAAGGCCGCGACCGCAGACGCCAAAAAAGUUGCCGGAUCGCCGUCGCAGCAACAACCAGCGAAGAAGAAGCAGAAGCAGAACCCGUCGACCGCUGCGCCAUCUGCCGCCGACGACAACCACCAGCAAGGAAAAGAGCCACAGCAGCAGCAGCCGCAACAACAAGAACAACAACGACAAGAAGAAGACACACCAACCUACACCAUCCCAUUCGACCCCAACGAGCGCAUCCUCAUCGUCGGCGACGGCGACUUCAGCUUCGCACGCUCGGCCAUCGAACACCACGGCUGCGCCGACGUGCUGGCCACGGCAUACGACGCGCGCGACGAGCUGCUGCGCAAGUACCCGCAAGCGGAGGCGAACAUGGCGUACAUCGAGGGCGAAGAAGGAUGUAGGGUCAUGUGCGGAGUGGAUGCAACGAAACUGGGGGCGUAUAAGGAAGUGAAGAAGGGAGGGCUUGGUGAGGGUCUGGUGGAGAAGGGAGAGUGCGAUACGAAAGGCGGCAGCGGUGGUGGUGGCGGCGGCGGUUGGGACAGGAUCAUAUUCAACUUCCCGCACGUGGGCGGAAAGAGCACAGAUGUCAAUCGGCAGGUGCGGUACAACCAAGAACUCCUCGUAUCCUUCUUCACCGCCGCGACGCCGCUCCUCUCCGCCGCGCCCGCGCCCUCCUCCCCCGUCUCCGCCAAACCCACCAUCGCCGUCACCCUCUUCGAAGGCGAGCCCUACACCCUCUGGAACGUCCGCGACCUCGCCCGCCACGUCGGCCUCCGCGUCCAGCGCUCCUUCAGGUUCCUCGCCGCCGCCUACCCCGGCUACCGCCACGCGCGCACGCUGGGCAACGUCGAGGGCGAGAUGGGCGGCAAGUGGCGCGGCGAGGAGAGGAGCGCGCGGACGUAUGUCUUUGAGGCUGGCGAGGGCGAGGGCGGGGCCAGGAACGGAAGCGGCGGGGGUGGAAAGGAUGCUGCUGCUGGGACGGGGAAGAAGAGGAAGAAGGGUGGUGGUGGUGGUGGUGGUGGGGAUGGUAGUGAUUCGGAUGAAUGA